AUGGAACAAGAAAAUGGCACUGAAGUAACUGAAUUCAUUCUCCUGGGAUUUGCUGGUCAACAUAAGUUUUGGCAUAUACUCUUCAUAGCAUUUUUAGUAAUCUAUGUGGUCACCAUAGUGGGUAACAUUGGGAUGAUCCUACUCAUCAAGAUUGAUUCUUCCCUGCACAUCCUUAUGUACUUUUUCUUCCAACAUUUGGCUUUUGUUGAUCUCUGUUAUACCUCUGCUAUCACUCCCAAGAUGCUGCAAAACUUCAUGGGGACAGAAAUAUCCAUCUCAUUCAUAGGAUGUCUGCUACAAUUACUCAUCUAUGGUUGUUUUAUAGCCAGUGAUGGCUACAUCCUGGCUGCGAUGGCAGUGGACCGCUAUGUGGCCAUCUGUAACCCACUCCACUAUCCAGUAGUCACGUCCUGGAGAGUCUGCAUACAACUGUUAGUUGGUUCAUACCUCAUGGCUUUCCUAAAUGGCUCUGUGGACACAAGGUUUACUUUUUCAGUGAACUUUUGCAAAUCCAAUGAAAUUAAUCACUUUUUCUGUGAUGUACCCCCAAUUCUGGCCCUUUCUUGCUCCAAUAUUGAUUUCAGCCUCCUGCUACUGACAGUCUUUGUGGGGAUUAAUUUGAUGUUCACUAUGUUGAUUGUCAUCUUUUCCUACAUUUAUAUCCUGGCUGCCAUUUUGAAGAUGUCUUCUACUACUGGAAGGAAAAAAGCCUUCUCCACAUGGGCGUCCCACUUGACAGUGGUCACCAUUUUCUAUGGAACCCUUUCUGGCAUGUAUUUGCACCAAGGUACCAAUGGUUUUCAAGAGCAGGAAAAAGCAGCUUCUAUAUUUUAUGGAACCAUGAUCCUGAUGAUAAACCCCCAGAUUACAGCCUUGGAAACCAAGAUGUGA
Molecule: messenger RNA, 891 nt
Organism: Choloepus didactylus (southern two-toed sloth)
Lineage: Eukaryota; Metazoa; Chordata; Mammalia; Pilosa; Megalonychidae
Product: olfactory receptor 5AK2-like
Exons: 2
Coding region: 1-891 (296 amino acids)
Biological process (GO): G protein-coupled receptor signaling pathway; sensory perception of smell
Cellular component (GO): membrane
Molecular function (GO): olfactory receptor activity; odorant binding; G protein-coupled receptor activity
Source: RefSeq, a predicted model, not a curated record